UCUCUAUGGGAUGUGUGGCUACAGAGUUUGUCUUUAUUGCCCCAGGAAAGAAGUCUUUAAGAGUCUCUCUGAAUAAAGACGCCAAGAGUGCGAAGUGACUAGAUGGAAGCCAAGGCGAAAAACUAGGGAAUGGGAGAUAAAGUGGCCUCCUAAAUAGGAAUGCCUGUCCAGAUAACAGAAUUGGAGACAAUGGAUGAAGAUCAGUUAAUUGAAGAAGUCUUGGAUAAGUUUGUUAAUUGUCAUGAGCAAACCUAUGAAGAAUUUCUGAGCAGUUUCACUCAUCUUUCAAAAGAUAAUGUGACCAAAAGAGGAGACUUUGGAACCAUUUCUUCUGAAAACACAUUUACUUCAAUAAAACCUACUCAUCGAAAUGAACCAAAAGAUCACCAUUUUAGAAAUAAAGCCACCUUUCUUCGUACUUCAUCACAGUGUUCAGAAGAGGAACAGAUAGUGAUAGAUGAAGGCCAAAAAGUUGGCAGUUUCUUUCAAGGUUAUCUGAAUCGGGCAGGGGAAGUGAAGGUAGAUAAUUUCCUAGAGUUAGAAGAUUUGGACAUGGAUGAAGAGAUUAAGCCCCAAAUGAGCAAGGAUUUGGUGCUGCUUCCAGGAGAGGUGGAGCAGGAUGUGAGCACAAGUGUUCCUUCUUACGUUCCUUCUUACAUUCCUUCCGCGGCCCAGCCUCUCACCCCGGUGAAGCCAAGGCCCACCGGAAAGGGAGCAGAGCAACAAAGGGAAGAGACAAUCGGAGAUGAAGUUCAGCCCUUCUCACUCGAUGAAGACUUUGAUUAUGAGGCUGUGAUGCUCACCCCCAAGUUCACUCCUGCAGAGAUAGAUGCCAUCAAGGAGCUAUGCAACCAAAGAGAAAGAGCACCCACACAGACGUAGAAGAACCCGGCGACUGAUCCACAAAGACAUCUUUGUGUUUGUUGUUAUUUUGUUCUUACUGAAGCAACAUCAUCAGCAUAAAGAAUAAACCUACCAUAAGCCCCA
This is a messenger RNA of Sus scrofa (pig), 987 nucleotides long. RefSeq names its product intraflagellar transport associated protein (gene IFTAP). NCBI's taxonomy places the organism in Eukaryota, Metazoa, Chordata, Mammalia, Artiodactyla, Suidae. Gene Ontology annotation, biological process: acrosome reaction; spermatogenesis. Gene Ontology annotation, molecular function: intraciliary transport particle A binding. The record is from RefSeq and is a predicted model, not a curated record. Gene Ontology annotation, cellular component: cytosol; 9+0 non-motile cilium.